AUGAUGAAGCACCUGCGCAGCACCGUCUACGGUAUGGAGAGGCUUGAUUGCACGGAAAGGAAGCUGUUUAGACGGCUGCUUGGGUACUUUUGUCCGAGUGUAUGCCACAAUGGAGAGUUUUACGUGGAUGUCGAUACGAUAUACCGGCAGAUGACACGUAGAAAAUAUCAACAUCUUGCAUCGAAAAUGGCUAAAGUAAAUCGUCUUCGCUUCUUUGGUCAUAUAUUAAGGAGAUCGGCAGAUCGCCUUGUUCAACGAGUUCUGAGGAGUUUGCCGGAUUCAAGCUGUAAGAGGGCACCUGACCGAAAAAGGAAGUUUUGGACUGAGGUUGUGAAAGAGGACCUGAGGACAAUCGGCGUGGAUAGGCGGUCCAGGCGAGACCAAAGGUUUCGCAGGAUACGGAAUAGCGACGAAUGGAUUGAUUCUGUGCAAGCUCUCGCAGAAGAUCGAGAAAGUUGA
Necator americanus (New World hookworm) is the source of this 459-nucleotide messenger RNA. RefSeq lists its product as uncharacterized. The record is from RefSeq and is a predicted model, not a curated record. The transcript has a single exon. Bases 1 to 459 code for a protein of 152 amino acids. Lineage: Eukaryota; Metazoa; Nematoda; Chromadorea; Rhabditida; Ancylostomatidae.